AUGGAAGAAGGAUCGCAAGGGAAAGGGGAAGGCAGUUCCGAAGCAACCACAAAGUGGGAAAAGUGGCAAACCCGGGGGCGACCGAAAAACAAAGCGGAGUGA
This is a messenger RNA of Blumeria graminis f. sp. triticale, 102 nucleotides long. The record is from the annotation of a GenBank genome assembly. NCBI's taxonomy places the organism in Eukaryota, Fungi, Ascomycota, Leotiomycetes, Helotiales, Erysiphaceae.